GAAAGACCCAGAGGGAGAUGUGAAAGUUGACUCAAACGUGCUUCUCAGCAGUUCUAGCCAAGAAGUCACGAAGGACCUACUUGACAUGAUCGACCAUACAAGCAUCCGAACUAUUGAAGAACUGGCUGGAAAACUAGAAUUUGAAAACGAAUUGAACCGUGUGUGUGGUCACUGCCAAGAUUCACCCUUCCAGGAGGAAGCGUGGGCCCUGCUUCUGGACGAGAGCCCGCUGAAGGCCCCGGAUACCGACCCCGGCCUCAAGCAGGCUUUCGACGAUCAGAGUAUCAUCGAGACAGUUCUGGACCUGGAAGAGGACUACAACUUAAUGACCUAUUUCAAAUACCAAGCUGAGUAAGGACAGUCGAGUUUAGCUUUGGUUCUUUACAGCAGGAGGCUGCCCCCACGGAGCCUGUGAGAAGCAGCCACAGUGGUCACCAGGGGCCACGUUUUCCCGAGGAUUGGUGGAACCCGAAUUCCCAAGCCCCGUUUCACUUUUCGUUACUUGUGUUCCUUCAGCUGAGAGCCCACUCCUGGUAUUCUGUUGCUUUGAGAUGUUUCUUACUAUUUAUAUUUUUUGACUUUUAUUGAUAUCUUGAAAGUAUUUUUUGGUUGAUGUUCAAUAUAUCCAGUUCGCACACCCAGGUAGCGGUGAGUUA
Chinchilla lanigera (long-tailed chinchilla) is the source of this 656-nucleotide messenger RNA. RefSeq names its product chromosome unknown open reading frame, human C3orf62 (gene CUNH3orf62). Lineage: Eukaryota; Metazoa; Chordata; Mammalia; Rodentia; Chinchillidae. The record is from RefSeq and is a predicted model, not a curated record.